AUCAUCAUCAUCAUCAUCAUCAUCAUCAUCAUCAUCAUCAUCAUCAUCAUCAUCAUCACCAUCAUCAUCAUCACACAUAGAAAACUGCGAGCCGCUCCGGCGGUGCAAAGCAGCGCCUCGCUGCCCUGCCACGCCGCUGCAUGGACAGCCAACACAAUGGCAGAAGAUUUGAGGGUGCAUCUGUUUAUAGCAACAACAGAUAGCAUGGAUAAUCCCGCCUCAACCGAUUCAGCUCUCGUCGUUACGAUGAUUAGAGCGCCGCUGUCGGCUCGCCGGGCAUGAUAGGCAGGAGAGAGAGCAGUGCGGGAGCGGGGCUUCUCGUUUUGACAGUACUUUUUGAGAGGGAAACGCAAAGAAGCGUGGAACAGGUGGACUGUGCCUUGGGGUCCUUCAAAAUGGAUAUAGAUCCCUGUUUGCGGUACUAUUUCCAGCACCCCUGGUCUCGUCUGUUUGUGGCCUACCUCGUCACUUUCUGCAACUUCCUUAUCUUUGCUGAGGACCCUGUCUCCCACAGCCAGACAGAGGCUCACAUGAUCGUGGUGGGAAACUGCUUCUCCUUCAUAGUGAACAAGUACCCUGGUGGAGGAUGGAGCGUCCUCAAAGUCAUCUCGUGGCUGAUGGCCAUUGUCACCGGAAUGUUUGCCGGGAAGUUCAUAUUCCACCGCAGGCUCUUUGGUCGAUAUCUGCGUCUGAAAAUGUUCCGUGAGGAUCACGGCUCCUGGAUGACCAUGUUCUUCAGCACCAUCCUCUUCCUCUUCAUCUUCUCACACAUCUACAAUGUGAUGCUUCUAAUGGCAGGAAGGAUGGGGCCUCACAUGGUGACAGAGUACAUGGGUAUCAGGAACGAGAGCUUCAUGAAGAUUGCAGCAGUAGGGACGUGGAUGGGGGACUUUGUGACUGCAUGGAUGGGUCUACAGACGAUCACGGACUACAAAAGGAAAACCAGCCUUGUCGCGGACACCUACGUCUUGCUUCCGGACAAGCUAAACACCUCCUUUGCACGAUUUGAGGAUAACACAGUGCCACCGACGCGGUCCACUACCAAGAACUGUGGGAUCUCCUCCUCCAUGGCCGACGUCACUGACAUGAUGCUCCAGGACCAGCACUACCCAGACUGGGGCAAAGCUGCCAGAAGGUUCUGGAAACAAGGCAACCACAGGAUCGUCCUCUUCUGGACGGUCCUGAUCACUCUGACAUCGGUGGUUUUGUUGGUCAUCAGCACUGACUGGAUCAGCUGGGACAACCUGAACCGGGGAUUUCUGCCCAGCGACGAGGUCUCCAGGGCCUUCCUGGUAUCCUUCAUCCUGGUCUUUGACCUGCUCAUUGUCAUGCAGGAUUGGGAUUUUCCUCAGUUCAUGGGCGACCUGGAUAUGAACCUGCCUGGCAUGUCCACCACUCAGCUCAAGUUCAAACUUCCUGUCUGCAAGAGCAUCUUCAAAGAGGAAUAUCACAUCCAUAUCACAGGUAAGUGGUUCAACUACGGCAUCAUCUUCCUGGUGUUGAUCCUGGACCUGAACAUGUGGAAGAACCAGAUCUUUUACAAGCCCUACGAGUACGGCCAGUAUGUUGGUCCAGGGGAGAAGAUCUUCACUGUGGAGGAGCCCAACACACUGGGCGACUUCAACCGCAGCACGCUCACCUACAAGUGGCGCUCCAGCCACGUGAACCCGCUGACCAACCGCUCGUAUGUCCAUCGGGACAUGUUCCUGCAUAGCCGCUACGUGGGUGCCAGCCUGGAAGUCAAGUGCCUGGCCUUCAUCCCCAGCCUGGCUGCCUUUGUCCUCUUCGGCUUCUUCAUCUGGUUACUGGGACGUUUUCAGGACAGCGAGACCUUCCCGGAGGGCCAGGUGGACAAGACGUAUGAGAGGAUCAAGAGGAAGUCUCCGUCUGAGUACAGUAAGGAUAUGGGACUCACGCCAGAGGAGGUGCACAUCUCUAUGAGCGAGGCGCUCAAACGUUCCGGAACCCCCAUGCUGCUAUCGGUGGACGGGCAUAAUUUUGCUCUGCACUCUGCCACCUCCACCAACUCUACUUCGCCUGUUUCCAUGGAGACCCAAGAGACGCAUCCCAGCAUUGUCAUCGAAGGCAUGGAGCCAAGAGAGCCAGCGGUUUCCUUUGAUGUCGGCAAACUGUCACCGCCCUGACCUUACUGCCCUGAGGGGAAGUACUGCUAUGCUUCUACUGACAGACACAUAGCCUGGAGGGAGGAGAGGAGACACAGGAGAGAGACCAAACUGAAACUCAAUUUCAGUCUAGAUCUUUUUCAGUCUGGGUAGAUUUUGAACCCAACACUGAUUAUUCCUGGAGCAGGAGGAUGUAGCUACAAUGGCCACUUUGUUUUGCUACUGUGAUAUCCUUGAUGGCAUUUUAUUAUUAGUAUUUAUUUGAAUUGUAAAACCUCUAAGCUGACACCAACACAAUGACAAACAGCUUAUUUUAACCUCCCUCACUGUAAAGUUAUAUUGUCAACAUGGUGCUCUCGCUAGAUUUGAUGUUUUUACAAUAUCAAGAUGGUUUCUCUUUUAUCGUGACAUAUUUUGGUGCCUAUGUGGGGAACUAUUUCUACAAUCGAUGUAUGACACAAUGGUCAUGGCUAGUUUAUAUUGUACAACUUGAGUAUUACAGUUGAAGAGGUGCCUUGAUAAACCCACGCCCAAUAAAGGACAGCAACAUAGUCUAUACCAUAGGCAGCAAAACAGAACAUGUCUGAUAAUGUGUCUGUCUUGUUUAUUUCAAUGUUCCACUUCACAAUGUUGGACAAUGUUUAACCUUUCAGACUUUAUCACAGGUUUUUGAAUUAAUUUGCUAUCUUGAUAAUUCUUACAUAUCCCAUUUUCACGUGCCUCUUCUCUUGUAGUCAUAGAAAUGACUAGAUUGCUAAACAUCGUUAUGAUGAUGAUAAUACUAUGACCACCUCUUCAUUUUCUGGUUGUAUUAUCAAAUGCAAGAUAAAAGGCAUAAGCUAUUUUCAAAUAACAUUAAAAAGUCACCUCAUGAUCGCUUAUCUGGUCAAAAUACUCAGAUGUAAUGCCAAUUAGGUCAGAAAGGUAAUUUGCCCUUGGUGGGGUAAAUGUGCUUUUGUUAUAGAAGGAGAGAGAAGAACACCAAAUCUAACUGAUGCACCUUACCCAUAUCAUAUCCCCCAGCAGUAUAUGUACCACAAGUAAGACCUUGGUUCGUAGCCAGUAUUGGGGUACGGAUUGGUUUGAGAGAACACAUAGAGAAUUACAGCUGACAAGAAAAAGAGAGUGGGAGUUUUUAAUAUUUAUGAGAGUUAUGAGCGUUAUUAUAUCACAUACGUUAAGUGUGCAACUACUGUAUACCAAUGCUCUGUUAUUUAAGUGUUUUCUAACAAAGUGUUGUGCGUCUGAGUUUGUGCGCGUGUGUAUGUGUCAGAGACAGCGAGAGCUGACAAUUCUGUGAAGAGGUCAAUGUAGUUCAUGUAAGUGGCGUAUGGUCCUUGGUUCAGUGAUCCCCCUUCUACACUUUACAGGUCAGAGUCCUCAUUACAGCUCAACUUAUUUCAUUUUUGAGAUACGGCUUCGCAACAAGGCAACAAAUUGCUAAAUGUAUGGGGCAAUGGCUAAAUGAGUGUGUUUAUCUCACUAGAAGUGAUCGAGUGAUAUGUUUGUAAAAUAUUGUACUUUGGUUGGAACUGAAUGUUCCCCUGCUGUUAUACAUGGUAUUGUGUUGCAUAACUGACAGCUAUUUUGCAUUCUUGUGUGUGUGGUUUUUAAACAAAGGAUAUCUCUUUUUAACAUGUUGACGCAAUAAAUGUCUACCGAGUAAUGGUAUCAAUAAAAUGAAUACAUUUUGCUACAUA
Oncorhynchus keta (chum salmon) is the source of this 3823-nucleotide messenger RNA. Its product is annotated as transmembrane protein 117-like. Gene Ontology annotation, biological process: intrinsic apoptotic signaling pathway in response to endoplasmic reticulum stress. The coding region runs from base 279 to 2144 and encodes 621 amino acids. The transcript is spliced from 9 exons. Lineage: Eukaryota; Metazoa; Chordata; Actinopteri; Salmoniformes; Salmonidae. The record is from RefSeq and is a predicted model, not a curated record.